CGUUUAUCCUGCACUCUACCGCCGUACUAUGACACAGCUCGCUCGUGGUGACAAGGAUGUAUAAAGACUGUUAAUCAUACACUUGGUCACUGGACAUCUGGGACAAGAAGUCAUAUCGCUCACAUAGUUAGUUAGUAAUUCACAUACUGAGUAACCAGCAGAGUUAAUAUUACAGUGUUACUGAACCCACAGAACACGUAGAUACCAACGAGGACUUCGUCCUGCCAGGAAUCGUUUGGCUACAAGGAAUAAAGGUUGACGUCAGCUGUCUGUUUGGUGAAGUGUAGUGAGGUGUGUGUUCACGAUGUACUUUCUGAAACGUGGAUGGAUACUUCUCACUCUGACUGCUGUUUCCUAUGCCUUUGAAGUGUGCACCGAGUAUAGGAAUUUACGUACCAGGACACUGACGUGUGACGAUUCAUGUUGUGGGUCGUUUUCUUCCAGAUAUUGUUGCACCACCUCAAUCUCCACCCGCACCAGGCAUGCAGUGUCAAACGUGAUUAUCGGGGUGUCCGUGGGUUGUUCACUCAUCUUGAUCGCCAUAAUCGCAGGAGUAGUUUUGUGCUGUGUCUGCUGCUGUAGGUCAUCUCAAGGUCAUCGAGGUCGCGUCGUGACCACCAACCAACAACUUGCCGUUGUAUCAACAGGUACAAACCCCACCCGUGCUGCAUAUAAUGCAGGAUACAUCUACCCAUCUCAGCCUGCUCCAGGUACGUACUACCCCCAACCUGCAGGGAUGGCACAGCCUCCACCACCCUACUCCCCCGGACCAGGACCAGUCUAUGACCCAACACCAGGACAAGCCGUCUACCCAGCACCUGGUGGAGCGGUCCCUCCCUUUACACAUCCUGAUGCUGCUCAGCAUUUUGAAAACAACCCUGAACCCACCAAAGCCAUAACAGCCAACGUUUGAAUUAGCCUACAGUGGUAGAGAAUCACUUGGCUGAUGAACAAUAUACUUCUACAAAGACAUAUGUUGCAUGAAGGUGCAUCUGAAGUUUCCUAGACUUCCAUUGGACCCACCUAGUUUCUUAUACCAUCACAUUGAACUAUAUUUUGUGGACGUUGAUGACUGAAGUCCUCAAGUUGCUCCAUAAGCUUUAUCAAUUAGACUGAUUUGACUAAAAAAAAACCCUGAUCGGGCCAAGGCAUGAUAUUUGCCCCUCACCCCCUAUUGUAUUGCAAAUCGAACAUAUUUCUUAAACGUCUUUUCUUUAACUGUAAGCUGAAAAUAUUCGCACUUGUUCACAGCAUACGUAUUUCAAAAUUAACGUACAGUUUCUAGUUUUAACUAAAUAAUCAAAAGCUAUGAUGUAGUUGGAUUUCUGGUCCUUCCCUUUUUGUGUGGUUUUGUUUACCUGCCGCCGUCGCAUGGCAGGAGUACGUCUUUUAUAUCUAAAUUGCUCGAUGAGCGGGUGCUAUCGGUAGAGCAGGUCACGCUUACCCUGAUCGUGAACACCUGGUGUCAUCAUUAAGUUUCAGUUGUCCAUUUAUAUAUGUUUCACAGCGUUUUAACCUUUUAUGUAGAAUGGGAUCCGUUUCGUUUGAGACUGGUUAUUCGCUUGCGUUGGUUAUUUUUAUGUUUACAAACCCCUGAAUGGAUAAAUGUGCAACUAUCUUCAUCAAAGACAUUUCUUCCUGGCGUUUAGACAUUUAAUAACGUUGUCAACGACUAAAACUCUCACGAUAAAUAUAUUUUAAGCCUCCAUACACAAUUAUCGGCAUGGAAAUGUUAUUCACCCUCUUCAUCGAGACUCAUGUGUUGUUCAUAAGUGUAUUCAGAGGAAAGACUAGAAGAAAUGCAAGUGUAUAACAUAUCUAUUGUUCAAAACGUAGUUUUAAUGGUUUAUCCAGCCUUCAUUAGAUUGAAAACGAUUAAUAGACCUUUUCGUCUAUUUGUAGGAUACACAGGCUAACAUUAUUGAUGAUAUCAUUUGACAUAUAUAACUUUAGCAAGAACUAUGGUAUGAAAGGUAAAUUAACUUCAGUAAUUUUGAAAUUCAACACCACUGUUAAAGUUUGAGUUGGGCGAGACAGGCUUUAGUGUCUAUUUAGUGUUAAGUGGAACAUAUAUCAAUUAAAUUUUUUUAUGAACAUAACACACCUGCAUGAGCGAACAUCAUCACCUGAAUUGUCCGCAUGCUCAUUUGUUUAUUUGAAAGCCACAGUAGUGAUUUUAUAUAUCAACAUUGUCUUACAGAUUUCAUGUGUUCUUGAAGGUGAAUUGAAAACACAAUCAUGUUGUUUUUAGUGUACUGUUUUUCAUUAUGGUUUAUUAUUUUAUUAUCUUUUUAAAAAUUGUAUGUUCAAGCAAUAAUUACACUAUACAUGUAUGUAAAUAUUUAAUUGCUAUUCGAUGUAAUAUGAAAUACUAAAAUAUUUAUGAAACCUUUGAUGGGCUAGUGAUUUGUUUGGAUAUAUUUCAUGUCUUACAUUGUAGUUCUCUCCUUGUAUGCGUUAUAAGUACUUAAAACCGAAGCAUGGAGAUUCGUACAAUAUGCAUUCUUGUAAUUUCAUAUAGAGACUUAUUACGAAAUUAUUGUAUUAAUGUAUAGUUUUAUUAUAGCCUAAUAUAUUACUCAGAUUUGUAUGAAUAUGUGCGUUUGUUAUUUAAAAUAUUACGCAGUAGUAUUCAAGAUUUGUAUAAAAUAUAUAUGCGCAAGUUUAAACAAUUACAUUUGUUUGUUUAAGUUUGUUUUUUAACUUUGAUCCCUAACGACAAUGAUACACAUAUAACAAGUGCGCGUUUUUCACAAUUGAUAUAUUACAACUCCCCACUUGCUGGAGCACGCGUAUCGUCUUCCAUGUAUUAACAUGUUUUCUGUAUUUCAACAUAUCUGUAAUACAAAUGGCUUAAGUGUCAUGUGCUCAGUCUGUCAAGAGGACAGUGUAUGAUUUACCCUACUUAUUUCACGAAAGAAGGCGUAUUGCUUUUGCUUUUUUCUCUGAAAAACAAUAUUGAUGAUGCUUGAUUGACGCAAAUGAACAUAUAGAACAUUUUAAUUAAAUACAUGCAUAUGUAUGAAUCUCAUUUUAUGUCUAUACGAGAUCUUGUUCACAUCACGGAGAGGAUCAUUUAAAAAACACACCGUCAAAUGUGUCUAUAAAAUAGUUUAUCAUAAACGUGUCAUCUCCCGGUAUCUGCAUGCAAGGACAUUCUCUUCAACACAUUUAGCUCGUCAUCGUCUGAUGACGUCACGUGGGAUGCUAUUGUCACUCCUCUGUCUGAGCUCACAUCAUUUCUGUCUAUCGAGUUGAGGUAGUGUUUCACUGACCAGAAUCAGUUUAUUCUCAGAAACCACAAAAGGUGGUACAAGAGCACAUUACAAUAUAUAGUUAUGCAUAUGUUCAAAAAGCAGACAAGAUGGCAAUUAAUAACAACAUGUGGUUACCUAGCAUUUUUAAUACUAAUGGACAUUUUUACAAUAAAUCUCGAUAAUUUUUUUA
Molecule: messenger RNA, 3447 nt
Organism: Haliotis rufescens (red abalone)
Lineage: Eukaryota; Metazoa; Mollusca; Gastropoda; Lepetellida; Haliotidae
Product: protein shisa-5-like
Exons: 4
Coding region: 305-913 (202 amino acids)
Source: RefSeq, a predicted model, not a curated record